AUGGCCGGUCGACGGAAGCACCCUACAGUGAAGCGUACAGGGCUGCGCUCACAAAAAGUGAAGCAGGACUUACCUGUGGACGAUGGAGGCUGGGCAACUGAAGAUGAGGAAGGUGGCGCUGCUGCCUCAAUCACGCAGCCUGCACCAAGUACAAGUGAGGAGCUUGUGGAGGUCAUGAGGACAUUUUUAAAAGGACAGGAGCGGAGGGACGAGGGGUUUUUGGCGGAGCUGAGAGGGCUUCGGGCCACCUUCCCAGCCCCACAGUGGUCUGUCCCUGUGUCCGGACCUGCAUCACCACCCGAGGAGUCAACACCGAGUCUCCGGGUGGACCUUCCCACUCCAGCUCCUCAGCAGUGCCGCGGUUUCUCCAAGGAGCCCCCAAGGAUCAGCAUGGAGAGAGCUGAACCCUCCAGACAUGAGGGCCGGCUCUACGGCGACCCCAAGAUCCCUCAAUAUGUCUCAGGGGAGGACAUUGAAAACUACCUGCUACGCUUUGAGCGCAUCGCAAGAACAUGGGGUUGGCCGGAAGACUUGAAAGCUGCACUGCUGAUCAAGUUUGAUGUUUCACCGGAGACCUACAGGCAGCAGUUCAGGUCCAUGUCGGUGCCACCUGGAGAGAGCUCGACUGAGACCUACCACCGUCUGAAGGGGCUGUACCGGCGCUGGAUCCGGCCGGAGCAGCUCUCCAAAGAGCAGAUCGGGGAGCAGAUUAUCCUGGAGCAGCUUCUUCGCGUCCUCCCGGCAGACGUUCGCACCUGGGUGAAGGAGCAUGAGCCGACAGAGGGGCUAGCCGCAGCCAAGCUCACGCUGCAGUAUCGCAACGCACGGAGGGGAGGCCCAGCUGCUUACCAGGAUGUUCGUCAGCUGUUGUCGCAACCCAGAGCCAGCUUCCACCCACCUAGAGAUCCCGGGCCUGCACCCAGUCAACGUGGUCCUGGUAAGGAGCUCAUCUGUUUUUAUUGUCAGCAGUCAGGACACAAAGCUGCCCUGUGCCCAAUCAGAAAGGCUAAGCUUACCGGGGCGUGUUACACCCCACGGGCUGAGGACAUGCAAGGGGUAGGGAGAAAGCAGUGGUUCAAAGAGGUGUGCAUUAAUGGGGAACCUGUGACUGCUCUGGUGGACUCAGGGAGCUUCAUGACUCUUGUACGGAGGGACAUUGUGCCAACGGGCUUGUUGGAUUACAGUAAGCAGGAGGACAUUUGA
Molecule: messenger RNA, 1203 nt
Organism: Cyprinodon variegatus (sheepshead minnow)
Lineage: Eukaryota; Metazoa; Chordata; Actinopteri; Cyprinodontiformes; Cyprinodontidae
Exons: 2
Coding region: 1-1203 (400 amino acids)
Molecular function (GO): zinc ion binding; nucleic acid binding
Source: RefSeq, a predicted model, not a curated record